Messenger RNA from Anopheles gambiae (African malaria mosquito), 5130 nucleotides. RefSeq names its product BCL-6 corepressor-like protein 1. Lineage: Eukaryota; Metazoa; Arthropoda; Insecta; Diptera; Culicidae. The record is from RefSeq and is a predicted model, not a curated record. The transcript has 2 exons. Bases 3753 to 4589 code for a protein of 278 amino acids.
CCCCCCCCCCCCCCUGCAGGGCGGGUAGGUUGGUUGCGGCGGACAGUGCACGGGCACACGUGGCAGCGUUUGCACUUUCUUUUUUGGCAAAUUCUCGGUGUCAAUAUUUUUAGUGUGGUGCCUGCGGGUUGUUGUGCUUUACUCUUCCUCUCUCUACCAAUCUCUCUCUCUCUCUCUCUCUCUCUCUCUCGCUGUCUGUCUCAUAGUCACUUUGUCGCGUUAAGUUCGGUUCACUCUUGUGUACGUCUGUACGAGUGUGUCCUCUGUGUGUGAAAAAAUCAAAUCUCAUGCCAAUGCCGAUUAGAAGCGGUUGUAUUGAAUUCUUUUUCUGCAGGAACUACGUCAAAUACCUCCGAUGGAGAUACUAUUUGGCUUUUUUUUGUGAUAAACUGGGUUGCACCAGUACUCAGCUUAACGGAGAUAUACUUGCUUAACCGACUAGACAUUGCAACUACGACCUAGACUAGAGCAAUUCUAUGUAGGGGUCAGAAUUCUUCCUAUUGGACAACUGGGCCAUAACACAACAAGUUUAAUGAAUUCCAACGACUCGCAGCCGCAAUGGAUUAAUUAAACCUUUUCUUUUACGGCGAAAGUAGAUUGUUCUUGAAUGUUGGAAUAUCUUAGCUAUUCCUACAAUCUACAGUCUGUCUAAGCAACCAAAUGUUUUCCAUUUCGAAAUGUUCAAUUAGCGAGAAACCACUAUUGCCACAUAAAGUCUACAUUCUGUACGUUGCACCUGUACACUGUGUGGCGUUGGAAUUUAAAUUGCAUUUUAAAUUGGAAGAAACCGGGGAAAAACGCUUCCAAUCUUAUUCAACUUUGCCAGUGUUGCAAACUUUGGCAUCGCGACGUAGGUGCAAUUGGGCCUUUCAAAUGGGCACGUUACUAGUGGUGAGAGCUCGGAAUCGGACCUACUCGAUUCCGAUUCCGUGUUUGGAAUCAAUUCCGGAGCCGAUUCCGAUGCUGGGAUCGAUUCCGAUUCCGAAGUCGAUUCCGGAGCCGAUUCCGGAGUUGGUUCCGGAGCCGAUCCCUGAAUUGAAAAUCCGGAGCCGAUUCCGGAGUUGGUUCCGGAGCCGAUUCCGGAGUCGACUCCGGAAUCGAUUCCGGGAUCGGAUCUCGAAUCGAUUCCAGGUUCGGAAUCAGCUCCGGAAUCAGAAUCGUCUCCGGAAUCAGAAUCGACCUGGGAAUCGCAAGUUGCUUCGGUAACGGAAUCAGGCUUAACCCCAGAAAUGGAGUUAGCUCCGGAAUGAGAAUUAGUUUUUGAAUUGAAAUAAGAAUUGUGGGAAGCGAAAUAUGUCCGGGAAUCUCCAUGUAGAUAGAUCAUUUACAAUAGAUCAUUUACAAGUAAAUUUUGAUUUUUUGCCGAUAUUCUAUGAAGAUGCCAAAACCGACUCCGUUUCGAAGCCAAUUGUGAUUUCGGAGUCAAUUUCGAUAUCGGAGCCGAUUUUGAUUCCGGAGCCAAUUCCGGAACCGAUUCCAAUUCCGGAGCUGAUUCUGAUUCUGGAGCCAAAUCCGAAAACUUCGGAGCUAGCCGGAAUCGAUUCCGAUGAAAUCUUCAUUUUUCCCAUCACUACACGUUACGCUCUGCGAAAAAUUGGAAUUUUCAAAAAACCCAACUGUUGCGGCGUAGGCGGCUGGCCAAAUCAUAUGGACCAAUUGUCAUGUGUUGAUGCGAAAAGUGUGUCCCUCUUUUCUCUCUCGCUCUCUUGUUUGGCUUAGUUGCAUGAGCAUCAACAUCAAUGCGUGGCUUGUUGCAGGAAGGUCAUUUAAUGCGGUGCAAAGUUAGUACCUGCAACACACCUUUUGCUUGUUGGACUUGGCUGGCACGUGUUCAACACGUCCACGUGUGUCACCGUGUCACGUGUGGAUGCGAUGAUUAGUCGCGAGCUCAACCAAGAUCAACUACUCACCGGAAUGCGGGCAAUAAACGCCCCCGCUCCCUCCCUCCCAAAGCUCCAGCAAAGCAUUGUCAGCAGCGCACCUCCAAGCCGGCAGAGGUUAAGACAAGGAGACGAACUAUUCAAGGUAACUAACUAGCGAUCCAGGAAGAUGACGCCAUCAGAACUGCAAACGCUCCUGAUUGGACGUCUCCGGCUGUGCAGUAGAGUACAGAUGCAGGUGAAUCAGCAAGCUCAACGUAAUCAGAGGCUGUAAAUAAUUGCCGGAUGCGGCCGGAUGACCCAGCAAGCGAUAGGUCAGAAGCGAUCUGUAAUUGCCACUUCCUGGAUGACUCCAUAGCAAGCACAAAGGACGCCCAACCCGUACGCAAAAAAAAACGCUGUCGACGAAACGACCUGCAAGCAACGGGCAGCUCAAAAUCAUGCGAGGAAAACCCUUUGGAAGACUGCACAUCAGCAUCGCGUGUGCAGUGUGUUUGCUUUGGAAAAGCGCUGCAUCGAAAACGUUCAACCAAAAAAAAACACACACACACAACGGUUUUAACAUAAUAAUGCGUCGAAAAUAUCGCAAAAGAGCGCAAACCCACCCACCCCGUCCGCCCCGAUGUUGAUGGGUGGGGAAAGCCAACACCCAACGGGGGGAAACUAUUUAGGUCGCAUGCAUCAUUUCCCUGCAGCGCGGCCCAUCAUCCCGCAUCUCGCCAGUUCGUCGCUUAAAGCGUGUGCUCGUAUGUGUGUGCAUUUUUUCACCUUCUACUCAUCACUCCGCACAGCUCUGUGUCUAUCUCUCUCUCUCUCGCUCUCGGGAGUCUCAAAUGAACAAUUUCCCACAUGCCCGCUUCGCUUUGUUGUGCCGCUUCCGUCCAACAAUGUGGAGGGUGCGAAGGGACAGGCUUAGCGGCAGGUGUAGAGGGGACGUGGACCUUCAGGUGACCUGAAAUAGUCGGUGCUGAUGCUGCUGCUGCUGCUGCUGCGGGUAAGCGCAGGGAUGAGGGCGGUGUACUCAGGGCGUAGGCGCACGCUGAGCGCACUCACUGACAGAGAGCGAGAGAAGAAGAGAAAAAAAAUUGUGAAUAAAGCUGAAAACGACAACUUCAACAAUUCUGCCAUUUUUACCAACAAACGAGUCAAUGGGGGAGUCGGAGGCAGGGACGGUGCAGCCCUUGUAAUGCAAUAGAAUAUAAUGAUUCCAACACCACCAACAACAACAACGCACUACGACAACUAUAACAGACAAAAGAGAGCAGUAAGAGGCCGUCGCAGAGCUACAACUACUACAGGUGCAAAACGCUCGCGUGUGUCCUAGAUGGUAUAGGUGACUGUUGCUGUUGCGACUCUUGCAAUCACUCUUGCAAUCACUGCGACUCCCACACACAUUUCCAGCGUUAGAAGAGAGGCACAUCAAACAACGAGCAGGUGAGUGCUGCUGAGUGCCAGCCAGAAGCGGCAUUACGGGAACCCUGCAGCUAGGUACAGCCCUACCCCACCCCGUAGCGUUAGAUGUACACACAGAGAAAAUGCACCUCAACACACGCACACCAAAGCCCACCGUCCCAGGAGUGAACGGUUCCAGCUAGAAAGCCGCGAAUCGCCUGAAAGUGUGGUGGUGAUGAUCGCCUGGAGUCCGCGACCCCCCCUUUGGAGAAGCCUAGCCGAGUGACGGUGGCUGUGGAAGGUUUUGCGCACGGUCGCCCAGUACCGGACGAACCGUCGCCAGUCACUAUUCCACGCGCAAAGCUGCUCGAUUCCAGUGUCCGAAAUAUCCACCGGUUGUUUUGUGUGUUUUUGUUGUUUCCUGUGUUGGUUCUUGUAUUGAUCACCACCCCAUCCCCUGUUGGACGCGCUGAGCCUAGAAUGGAUCUGGCUGUGGAAAUGUCGACGCUGAAGCGCCGGAACCGCACCAAACUGCGCCAGCAGCUGCACAGUGAAUACGAUUUGCUCGACCCAUCAGCGUCUCCGAUGGUCACGAGCCAGGUAGAGGUAGCCGAGCGGUGCGAGACCACCACCCUGCGUACCAUGAAGCUCACCGUUACCGGUUCGGACCAGAAGCUGCCCGCAGUUCGCCCGGGUACGCCCACGCUAGCGAACUUCGACGAAUGCUUCGAGCCCGACCGCGAUGAAGCGAAGGAGUUGGAUGCCAUCGAUAACGAGCUGUACGAAUAUUUCGCCCGGCUCGAUUGGGAGGAGGUGGCUUCAAUACCUGAACUGGAGUACGAUAAGAAACGUUUGUGCUUGUGGGAACCGAUACCGCUAGAAGACCCGGCUACCCUAGAAGACCCUGUGCCGCUAGAGGACCCGGUACCGGCAGAGGGCCCAGUACCAGCAGAGGACCCAGCACUGCCAAAGGAUCCACUAUCGCUAGAGCAUUCGGCACCGGUAAAGAACCCGAUACCGCUACCGGACCUGGCACCAGCAAAGAACCCAGUACCGCUACCGGACUCGGCACCAGCAAAGAACCCAGUACCGCUACCGGACUCGGCACCGGCAAAGAACCCAGUACCGCUACCGGACCCGGCACCGGGAAUGAACCUGGCGCUAGCGGAGCCGGAGCCGCCAGAGUACUGGGAAGUGUACUCGGAAACGACCGAACCGGUCGCUCCCAACGGCUGGAUCGCGUACAGUCGCUCCCUGUUCUUUAGCUGCUUUUCGUGCGCGCUGUUCUUCAGAGGUGCUGACCAGGACGAGCAUUAGGAUGUGACAUCAGUAGUUUUGUUUUUUUUGUUUUUGUUGAUUUUACUUUUUUGUUGGCGCACCGGUGUAGUGUCAUUUGUGUGAGUGGGUGUAUGUGUGAAUUCGUGUGUGUGCGUGUCGGUGUGUGUGUGUGUGUGUGUGUGUUUGUAUGUGUGUGUAAGACGAUAGUUAGUGCUAGCCAGAAAACAGUGAACUUCCAGAAAGUUAUCCCAAGUUAUCCGUGACGUCAAACGUUUAACACUCUCUUUGAACGCACGCGCGUGUGUUGAUGCUGUCUAUGUGUGUUUCAAAUGCGAUCGUUCGAUAUACGUGUCAUGCAAACAAUAUUUGAACACAAAAAAAAACAUGUAGAGCACCUCACCCUACCCGUGUUCUCAAUGCGCCAUUCAUUACCGCGAGAGCGAGAAAAAAACCGCUCAGACAGAAUAAAAGCCGCCACUGAUUGACUCUGUUUUUCCAAACUUCUGCCUCCCUCCCCAACAUCUCUCUCUCUCUGUCUCUCUACACCCACCAACCCACCCUCGUGGUCUGUGACGUCCCA